UUAGCUAGUUGCGAAUGUUAUAUACUCACAUUUCACUACAAGCCUGCAAGUUGUAACAUCAAAGUAAACCAACAAAAUUCACCUUCUUAACAAUGUCGAAUAGUACUACAAGUUUCCUCUAUUUUCGUUUCAACAGUUUUAGAAAGUCAUCGUCCAAAUCUAGCCCAUCAUUUAACCUGUCAAAGGUAAAGAACACGCCAAGCAUGUCGUUGCCUAAUCUCCGUCCAAAAGCGGAGGAAAUGAAAAGGGUGUUUGACAAAUUUGACACUAACAAAGAUGGGAAGAUCUCACAAGAAGAAUACAAAUCAGCCAUGAAGAUGAUGGGCAGUGGAGGAAAUACGAAAACUUAUGACGUUGGCGAUGCAUUUCAGGCUGCAGAUACUGAUGGGGAUGGAUUCAUUAAUUUUGAGGAGUUCAUGAGAGUGCAGAAUCUUGAAGGUGGUGUGAAUCCAACUGAUAUUAAAAGCGCUUUCGAGGCAUUUGAUUUGGAUGGUGAUGGCAAAAUUAGUGCAGAGGAAUUGUUGCAGGUUCAGCGAAUGCUAGGAGAAAAAUGUAGCUUGGAGAAUUGCAAGAAAAUGGUGAGAGGUGUUGAUGCCAAUGGGGAUGGACUUAUAGAUAUGGACGAAUUUGUGACCAUGAUGACGCGCACCAUGAAACUAGUCUAGAGUCCAGGGAUCGAUUCACUCUGUGUAGAUUGAUUUACUUUCUUCCUAAUUGCCUUGUUUGCAAAUAAAAUAUCAUGUUUACUGAUAUUUGAGUUGUUAUGCUAAUUGAAUUUCAAAAAGGACUACCAAGAAAGAUAUAGAGGUUC
This is a messenger RNA of Nicotiana attenuata, 811 nucleotides long. RefSeq names its product calmodulin-like protein 1. The coding region runs from base 93 to 665 and encodes 190 amino acids. The transcript has a single exon. The record is from RefSeq and is a predicted model, not a curated record. NCBI's taxonomy places the organism in Eukaryota, Viridiplantae, Streptophyta, Magnoliopsida, Solanales, Solanaceae. Gene Ontology annotation, molecular function: calcium ion binding.